GCAGGAACGGGAGCUUCGUGACCGGUGCGUAGCUGGGAGCUUUGGCCAGCUACGGGAGAAGCUUCUGCUGAAGGCAGCGGAGAAGGGAGACGACCUGACUUUGAUGGACAUCAGGAGCGCAGCCAGGGUCUAUCAGGACGUACGGCAGCUGGGGUCGCUGGUUCAGGGUGGAGCAGGAGCGACUCAGGUUCAAGCUAUCCGCCAGGAUGCAAGUUUCCACGGGGAGGUCGCCGGCGGAGUUGCUGUACGGCCGGACUCUGAGGACCCGGCUCGAUCUUCUUCGCCCCGACCGUGCGCAGAUGGCUGUCGACUACCAGGCGCGUAUGGCGGAGACAGCUGGCGGCGAGCUGCGCGGGUUCGGCAUCGGCGAGGAUGUCUGGGCUCGCAGCUUCUCUGGACCCAAGUGGCGGAGGGGCCGUAUCGCUGCCAAGACGGGACCUGUCUCCUACGAGGUGGACGUCGGGGACACCUGCUGGAGCCGUCACGCCGAUCAGCUGGUACGUGCCGGGCAGUCUGGGCGCGGGGUGACACCGGAGGACAUCGCCGGGCCUGACCGCGCGAGGACGCCGCUGGACGCCGCCAUGGGCGGGACGCUGCCGGCGCCGGUCGCUGGGCCGUCAGCGAGCGGGUCGGCGGGGGCGACGGGUUCGGUGCCGGCGGCUGCGGUGGUGGCGCCGCCCGAGGCUGAGCGGCCGCCGCCGCCCGACUCCCCUGGGCCGGCCGGGGUGUCUGCACGUGAGACUCCGACACGUGGCACGUGCGAUGUGCGCGGCGCGGACACUGCGUCGCCGGCCGAGUGUUCGGAUGCGGUGCCGGUCUUGCGGCGCUCGUCGCGGGUGCGACGUGAGCCCGACCGCUUGGUGGUGGGUUAGUGUUUUGAUAGUCGUACUUAUGCACAUCAGUGGCUACGUUUCUGUUUGUUUUGCUUGUCGUGUUCGGUAGCUGGGCGCUUAUUUAGCAGGGGGUGGUGUUGGGUAGUGUGUGCUGCCCUCUAUACAGUGGUUAUGUCACGUGUGCCAUUUGGCGCGCUAUUCAUUCCUGCCUGUGCCGUCCUGCCGUUUGGUCGCCCAAUACAUCUCUACUCUGAA
Messenger RNA from Amphibalanus amphitrite, 1088 nucleotides. RefSeq lists its product as uncharacterized. The coding region runs from base 207 to 872 and encodes 221 amino acids. The transcript has 2 exons. NCBI's taxonomy places the organism in Eukaryota, Metazoa, Arthropoda, Thecostraca, Balanomorpha, Balanidae. The record is from RefSeq and is a predicted model, not a curated record.